This is a messenger RNA of Hylaeus anthracinus, 2837 nucleotides long. Its product is annotated as zinc finger protein ZFP2-like. The record is from RefSeq and is a predicted model, not a curated record. Bases 618 to 2459 code for a protein of 613 amino acids. The transcript has 6 exons. Gene Ontology annotation, molecular function: RNA polymerase II cis-regulatory region sequence-specific DNA binding; DNA-binding transcription factor activity, RNA polymerase II-specific; zinc ion binding. NCBI's taxonomy places the organism in Eukaryota, Metazoa, Arthropoda, Insecta, Hymenoptera, Colletidae. Gene Ontology annotation, biological process: regulation of transcription by RNA polymerase II. Gene Ontology annotation, cellular component: nucleus.
GAACACCCUGUAUACCUGCACUAUACCAACUAUAACCCGCGACAACAUUCGUGCACUUUCGUAUAUCCGUUACCCGAUUGUGUACGUCCCAUUAUGUCGAAAAAAAUUACGUGAAUGAUUAAAAUAUCCAACGGAAUAAAAAACAGUUAAAUAUUUGAACAAAAAUAGUUUAAAUAUAAAUGAGUUGCGUACUUUACGUCUGUAGAACGGUGAUCCAUUCUGUACAUCUUUAGCCAUGCAGAGAAAUUGGAGAGAGAGAAGAUGACACGCGAUCAGAUCAAGAUUUGUAAAUAUUUAUGACGAUGAUCGGUCGCAGGCAGUACGAAAAGUGCAUAGUCUCCUUCUGAGUAAUUUAUGAAGAAUUACGUGCGAAAAUGGCGAUCUGUGUUUCGAAGAAAUGUUCGCAUCGAAUGACAGGAAUUUUACGAGUAUAGUGUUUCGUGGUACUCGGAAGAAAAUGAAAUCCUAAUGCGAGAGAAAUUUAAUUAGGAGCUUCUGUUUCGACCAGUGCGCGAAUGUAGAGUGUGAAAUGUUUUUCGUUUAUAUUUUUUACAAGGAAUACACGUAAAGGGUUAUCGUGAUAAUUAAUUCGGCUGUUUUCUCAUUUACUAAAUACAAUGGAACCUGAAAAUUCUGUCAUCCUGGAAUCAUGUGGAGAGGAUUCGAUUUUGAUCCAAUCUGUGAAAAACAUAGUUACAGAGAAUACAAGUGUGGAAUUAGAAAGCGAGGAAGAAUUUUUUGUAAUCGCAGAUGUUCAAAAUAAAGAUGAAACUGUAAUAGAAGCUUCUAAUGAAAAGUCAAUUUUAACUCAGUCUGAAGAACGAUUUUCAUGGUCCAAUCUAUGUAGAGUAUGUGCUAAUAUCAAUCAUCAUUUAAUCCCAAUAUUUGAAGGAGAAGGUUUGCAACAUGACUUAUGCAGUAAAAUACACAAGUAUUUGCCUAUACAUGUAUCUGAAACAGAUACACUUCCGCUACAAUUAUGUUAUCAUUGUGCUGCAACAUUAUUAGCAUGGCAUGAGCUUUUAGAAGGAUGCCUAAAUGCAGAAAGACGGUUGUUAGAAAUACAAAAUGCCUUACAAGAAAAACAGAGUUCAGAAGGGUUAGAAGUUUCCAUGCAAGAUACCUCGGUGUACAAUGUAGCAGAAUCUCUUCCUCAACAACAAGAAACCAUAAAGGGCGAAGAUUGUGGGGAGUCGACUGUUAACAAUUCAGACAGGUUUGGUCAACCUCAGAAGAGAUCCUUCGCGGCAUACUGUUCGUGGCAUGCGACAACGAUGUGUGCGAAUAAUAUUAUUGAAACUAACAAAUGUACAGUUCCUAAAAAAUUCGAUGAAACUAACACAGAAGAAAGCAUAAAAAGGAAAAGUAACGACUACACCCUGAACAUUUCUAACAAUUCCAAUUGGACAGAUUUUAGCACAGAUACAAUAUCAUGUCCUAAAGAUUGCUCGAACGAGACGGUAUCAUUACCAAAAGAACAAUACGUGUGCGAAAGGUGUCAGCGUUGCUUUAAGAGAGAAUGCCACCUAGCGCGGCACACGUCCAAAUGUAAAAGUGAAACAAGAACCAGCGUCGAGACAAAAAAUACGAAUUCAACCGAUGAAAGUAUAUCCAAACAAUCGUAUGAGAAAGAGAAAAAUUGGAAAUUAUACCAGAAGCGUAAAAGGAACCGACACGAAACGCAUCCCUGCGUGUACUGCGAUUACACGUCCAAAAAGAAGAAGUUACUCGAAGUACACUUAAUGGAAUCGCAUUCAGAAUUCCUAGAGAAGAAAGACAAGAAGCUGAGAUGCGUCGAUCGAGAGCUGGUGAUGCGUGCCAAGACAGAGAUCGAUGGAAAAGUCUAUUAUCAUUGCAACCAGUGCGGUAAAAACUUAUUUUCACCGUACACAUUCUUCUGGCAUGUACGAAUACACACCGGAGAACGGCCUUACACUUGUCACCUGUGUGGCAAACAGUUUCGGGUGAACCAGGGCCUAGCGAGGCACUUACGCGAUACUCACGCCGGCAUAAAGAAUUUCCCCUGCGACAUUUGCGGUCGAAUGUUCACCACGAAGCGCAACGCGGAGGAUCACCGACGUAUACACACGGGCGAGCGACCAUACGUUUGCAACGUUUGCGGGAAGUCCUUUAAGCAGAAAGCUUCUCUGUUCGUGCACAAUCGCACCCACUCGGAUGUAUUCCCUUUCAAGUGUAACUAUUGCGAGCAGAGCUUCCGCACGAGACCCUCGCUCGCCGUCCAUAUAACUAAGCACACGGGCGAGAAGCCGCACGCGUGCGACAUAUGCGGCCGUUGCUUCCGCAUCAAAUACGAGCUGAAGCGGCAUCGAUUGAUACACUUCGACGAGAAACCGUGGCAAUGCACCGAAUGCGAUCUCUCGUUUCGUCAAAAGCGCUAUCUAAUCAACCAUAAGAGACUCAAUCAUGAAACAAAUUCAUUCACGGUUACCGUGAAAUAAAGGAGAAAACUUUCUGUAUUUCACUCUCUUUUCAAUGUUAAUUUCGAGGUAGAAUUGAAAGAAAAUGUAGGACCUGCUCUGGAGAAUUGUAUGAUAUGUAUCUAAAGAACAAAUUUUCCUGGCUGAAUAAUAACUGUAACCUCCUAGAUCUGAGAUCUAAUUAAACAGAAGGCAUCUCUGCACGUUCACUUUCCCCACGAAUGUUAAAAGGAACCAAGAGUUAGAUAAGCACAUUGUUGUUCGUACCAACCAGAAACUACUGUAGGAACGUCUGUGGCUGUAUCAGUCGUGGUAACCGUGUCCAUAAUCGCGAAAGGUCGCUUCGCGACGCGAGACUCGCCCAAGGACGUUGUCUGAAGAGCCACAGCAAGAAUUCGC